UUGGGUCCACAAGUCGGAAGCUUGUGCACUGCUCCAGCGCUGAGCCGCCGUGGGGAAAAAAUGGAGCCGUUCACCAGUGAUCGGCUUCAGCUCCCCAGGAACAUGAUUGAAAACAGCAUGUUUGAGGAAGAGCCGGAUGUGGUGGAUUUAGCCAAAGAACCUUGUUUACAUCCCCUGGAACCCGAUGAGGUGGAAUAUGAGCCUCGAGGUUCAAGAUUACUUGUUCGUGGUCUUGGAGAACAUGAGAUGGAUGAAGAUGAAGAGGAUUAUGAAUCAUCAGCAAAACUGCUGGGCAUGUCUUUCAUGAACAGAAGCUCGGGUCUACGGAAUAACAUAACUGGCUAUCGACAAGGUCCUGAUGGACCUUGUUCACUGCCCUCGGGAAGGACCAUGCUGGUGUGUACUUUUGUCCUUGUGGUUGCUGUUUCAGUGAUAAUGGUGAUUUACCUUCUUCCCCGGUGUACCUUUACCAAAGAAGGCUGCCAUAAGAAAAAUCAGUCCAUGGAACUAAUACAACCUAUUGCAACUAAUGGGAAGUUGUUUCCUUGGGCACAAAUUAGGCUUCCCCAAAACAUAAUACCAUUACAAUAUGAACUCACCAUACAACCAAACCUCACCACAAUGAAAUUCAAGGGUUCUGUGGAGAUAAAGAUUCAGGCCCUUAAAGUCACUCAGAACAUUAUUCUUCAUAGCUCUGGGCACAAUAUCUCCAAAAUAUUAUUUACUUCAGUAGUUUCGAAGCAAGAGAAACAGGUUGAAUUCUUGGAAUAUAAAUUUCAUGACCAAAUUGCAAUUAUAGCCCCUGAAGUGCUUUUGGACGGUCACAACUACACCCUGAAGAUAGACUACUCAGCAAAUAUAUCCAACAACUACUAUGGAUUUUAUGGAGUCACAUAUGAAGAUGAAAAUAAAGAGGAAAAGUACUUUGCAGCAACUCAGUUUGAACCUCUUGCAGCAAGGUCUGCUUUUCCUUGUUUUGAUGAACCAGCAUUUAAAGCAACAUUUAUCAUCAAGAUUGUCAGGGAGGAGCACUAUACAGCUUUGUCAAAUAUGCCCAAGAAGUCAUCUGUUCAAAUUGAAGAUAAGCUUAUUAAAGAUGAAUUUUUUGAGAGUGUGAAAAUGAGUACAUAUCUAGUUGCUUUCAUUGUGGGAGAACUGAAGAAUAUGACCCAGGAAACCAAUGGAACUCUGGUUUCCAUUUACACUGUCCCAGAGAAGAUCGACCAAGUCAAACCUGCUCUUGAUACAGCAGUGAAGCUUCUUGAAUUUUUUCAGCACUAUUUUGAAAUUGACUAUCCUCUUCAGAAAUUAGAUUUGGUAGCUAUUCCUGACAUUCAAGCUGGAGCUAUGGAAAAUUGGGGUUUAAUCACUUUCCGAGAAGAAACGCUUUUAUAUGAUAAUGAAACUUCUUCAGUGAUGGAUAAAAAGCUGGUUACAAGAAUAAUUGCGCAUGAGCUAGCUCAUCAGUGGUUUGGCAAUCUAGUAACUAUGCAGUGGUGGAAUGAUCUUUGGCUAAAUGAAGGAUUUGCUACUUUCAUGGAGUAUUUCUCCUUGAACAAAAAUUUCAGACACUUAUCAAGUUAUGAAGAUUUCUUGAAUGCUCGUUUUAUGACCAUGAAGAAGGAUUCUCUGAAUUCAUCUCAUCCAACCUCAUCUUCUGUUCAAUCUUCAGAGCAAAUUGAAGAAAUGUUUGAUUCACUUUCAUAUUUUAAGGGAGCAUCUCUUUUGUUAAUGCUGAAGACUUUUCUGACAGAAGAUGUGUUUCAACAUUGUAUCAUACUUUAUUUACAAAAUUACAGUUAUGCAUCAAUUCAAAGUGAUGACCUUUGGAAUACUUUUAAUGAGGUCACAAAAAGUCUGGAUGUAAAAAAGAUGAUGAAAACUUGGACCCUGCAGCCAGGAUUUCCUUUAGUGACUGUUCAAAGAAAAGGGAAACAAAUUUUGGUACAGCAAGAGAGAUUCUUUCUAAGUACUACAGAUUCUGGAAUUCAUCCUUUGGAUUCAAGCCAUCUGUGGCAUAUUCCACUUUCCUACAUAACAAGUGACUGUAAGGCACAUGACUGUCCUUAUGUGGCAUUACUAGACAAAAAAUCAGAUGUCCUCAAUCUUACAGAAGAAGUACAGUGGGUUAAGUUCAAUGUAGAUAUGACUGGGUACUACAUAGUACACUAUGCAGAUCAUGACUGGGAAGCACUCAUUCAGCAACUGCAAAGAAACAUUAGUGUCCUGAGUGACAAAGACAGAGCCGGCCUUAUCAACAAUAUUUUUGAGCUUUCAAGCUUAGGAAAGGUACCUCUGAAAAAGGCCUUUGAUUUGAUUGAUUACCUUGGAAAUGAAACCCACACUGCACCCAUCACUGAAGCCCUCUUCCAAACUGAUCUCAUCUAUAACCUGCUUGAAAAAAUUGGAGAGCUAGAGCUAGCUAAAAGAUCUGUGAACAGAGUGGCGAAAUUACUUCAGCAGCACAUCCAGCAACAAACUUGGACUGAUGAGGGGACCCUGUCAAAGAGAGAACUCCGGUCAAUCUUGCUAGACUUUGCCUGCACCCAUCAUCUAGAGAACUGUACUACAGACGCCAUGAAGCUUUUUCAAGAAUGGGUAGAUUCUAAGGGUACUAAAAGGUUGCCAACUGAUGUAAUGCCAGUGGUAUUCAAAGUGGGAGCAAAAACUGAGGCAGGCUGGACAUUCUUGUUUGAAAGAUAUGGCUCUUCAGAAUCAGAAUCUGAAAGAAACAAAAUCCUUGAAGCUCUUGCCAGCUCAGAGGAUGUUCGGAAACUUCACUGGUUAUUGAAAGCUAGUCUUGAUGGAGAUAUCAUCCGUUCACAAAAGUUGGCCAUGAUCAUUAAAAUUGUUGGCCGAAGUUUUGCUGGACAUUUAUUGGCAUGGGAUUUUGUCAAAGAGAAUUGGAGUAGGCUUAUACAGAAAUUCCAUUUAGGAUCCUAUACCAUUCAGAGUAUUGUUGCUGGCACAACUCAUCUGUUUGCAACAAAGACACAUUUGUCUGAGGUAAAGAUGUUCUUUGAAGCCCAAUCAGAGACAACGGCAAGACUCCGUUGCGUCCAGGAGGCCAUUCAGAUCAUCCAGUUGAAUAUCCAGUGGAUGGAGAACCACUUAAAAAAUCUGCCUUUGUGGCUGUAGAGUCCGUGCUAUCAUCUCUUUGUGUUUGACAUUCAGAAAGUUUGUGAAAUGUUCAUCUGUUGUUGCUUUUGCAAAAGCCAGGAUGAACCCGGGUAUCACUGCAAAGCUGUUUGCACUAUUAGGUGUUCUAGUGAGCUCAGGGCACAUCCUUUUGAUAUUUUGUCUGUGUUUUCUAGAGUGCCUCUGGGUAGGAUAUAGAAUAUUUAUUAUGGAACUGUGUUUACCUGUGUCUACCAAAUAUCUGUAAGAAUCUUUAAAUUAAGAACGUACAAAUUGAAAGGGAUGGGGAGGUGAGAUUCCAUUUUGAAACUGGUUUGGGUUUUCAAUAGUGGAAAAGUAUUGACACAGUCAAAAAAGAGAAGAGCUAUUAUGUAAGCUUUUUUCUUUGCAAAAUUCUAGUUUAUCAGUGUCCCUUAGACCAAGAUCCUGUUGCUUUAUGGUGUAUAGAUAUUGUUCAGAAUAUAAGGCCUAGUAAAACCUCAGAAAGUUUCAUAGGGAAGCCAGAUAAUGAAACAUUUAGCUAUAGUGAAUUAAAGCCAAGUGUUAAUGGGUUGGGUUUGGCUUCAAAUUAUGAGUAUGCAACUUUAAAAAAAAAUUCAUUAUAAAUAGGAUAUUGAGCUGUUAUUUGUAUUUUUGUCUGUUGAGUAGCCAGGUGCUACAAAUCUUAAAAAUAUCUAUUAUAUAUGAAAGCCAAAUAUCUGGAAAGAAUCUAAAUUGUUGGGUCUAUUUUGAUUGUGUGUAUGUGUAUGUGUGUGUGUUCAUAUAUUUGGACAUGUUUGUUUGUUCACUUACUUUUGGGCAGCCCCUAAAACAUUGCCAUAGGAAAUUACUUCAGGUUGGGUCAGAUGUUAAUUGUAGUUUAACUUUUUCCUUAACUACUGAUUUUUUCCACACAGUUUCCUCCCCCCUCCAAAAACAUCCCUAACCAAAACCAUUCCCAUAUACUCCAAUAUCAGCUCAGCCCACUCCCUAACUUUUGAAUUUAGGGACAUAUCAUUAAAUGGUAUGUUUUAUGUUCUGGUAGCACUCAUGUCUUUUAAGUUUGAUUUCCCAUUGUCUUAGUUGCCUUAGAGAUUAAAGAGAUUUUCUCACUAUAUUGUCCUCACCGUUGUAUUUUUAUUUGACUUGAUGAAGAAGUAUAUUAGUUUAUAGUUUUCAGGACAUUUUAGAAACCAAAAUAUUUCAUGUGAUAUUUCACAUUUUAUGUAGAAGGAGAAAAAGAUGAAAUUUCUUAUAAAAAUGUUUGACUUUUAAUUUUUUUAGUUUCAGAAACAGUACAUAAUUGAAAACUUCUUUUUCUGUUAUUUUAAUUAAAGUAACAGUUAUUUUUAAGGAAAUAGUAAAUUCAAGCCCAGAGCAACUGUGAACUAUGCCAUUCUGACACUUGCUGUGAGGCUAUGGAGGCUGUAUCUGAAUAAUUUGAACUAUGCAGACACAGUCCCAGAUUUUUAUGUUUCACUCCUUAGGAGAAAAGAUUCUUCUUCAAAUUCUUGGGUGUUUUUUUUCCCCACAAUUUGCUUUAAAAUAAUUUUCUAUUUUUAAAAAAAGAGACCUUUGUGUUGCUUUAGAAAUGUCCAUAGUUGAGUGAUAGAAAAGGGUACAUUUUUCAUGAAGUAAGAAAGUUAUUAGUCAAAUAUCAGUUAUUUUAAGUUAUAUGUGAGAUUGUUUAUGAAAUUAUAUUUUAUUUUGUGUAAAAUAUUUUUAUAUUGAAUUUAAAAGGAAAGCAAGUUACACAAUAGCCUUUUUUUUUAAAUAUGGAAAUGAUAGUGUGUUCUUUUUUCCCAGUGCACUUUCUUUCCCACCACUUAUCUCCAUCAAUUUCAGAAUAGAAAAUAUAAUAAAUAUCCUGACAAUCACAUUUAAGGUACCAGGGUGCCAUGUUGAAACUAUUGGAAAUUUAGGAAUUUAGUCUAUUUUUAUACUUAGAAAAUUAAGGGACAAAUUAAUUGAUGUGAGAAAACUAUUAUGAUCCUAAAUUUGGAAGUCAGUUGACUUUGGAGGAUUUUUUUUUUAAUCAUGUUGUAUUUUUAAUCAUGUAUAUAUAUAUAUAAUCACAUUUCCAGUCUCUAAGGCAUUUCUUCUUUUGAAAUUUACUUUUUCUUUUUAACUUUGGCACUGUAAGUGGAGCCAAAUAUUUUAUAUUAAGCAUUAUAAAAGAAAAGAUUUCUCAUGAUCCAUUUCUGACCUUUUUUUUUUUUUCCAGAUAAUGUUUAUUUCCAUGCUUUGGUUUUGUACUCAUUGGGCUAAAUACUUGAUAGUGUCAGACUUAUUCUGAACCCAUCCAUAUGACAACUGUUUUUGAAACUAUAGAAUGAAUCAUAAAGAUUCAAGAUUAAUGAGAUCUGAGAGACAGAGGCAUGCUUUUGCAUAAACACACAGAUUGAUGACUGAAAAUUUAAUGACUCUUUAUACCUUGUACAAAUAGGGUUUGGGCACCUAACAGAGUAGAGGAUGGUGGAGGAAAAUUAAUUUAUUUUGAAGCAAUGAAGCUUAAAAGAGAGAAACAAAAUUAUUGUUUUGCCCAAAGUGUGUCAUUUUCAGUAUAGAAAUAAUUGAAUGUUUUAGUCUGCAAAGUAUUUUGAAACUUCUACCAUAAGCUAGUGCCUUUCUGCAUUUUAUUAAGCUUAUUUAUAAACUACUUUUAAAAGCUAUUGUGGUGUUUGAUCAUUGUUGAAGAGUUUCAUAUAUUCCAAGAAUCUGUGAUAAUUCUCUCCAUCACAGAUUCCAACCUAUACUCAUUUUCCCCCAAAUGGUAAUUUAUUAAUAUCUAUUUUUGUAAAUAUGGAGAAUAAAAUGGGAACAGCCUAUACAAGUCUUGUUUCCAGAAAUUGACUGGAUUUAGAAUUAGAUUGAUAAAGAGAACUCAUAAUUUCAAAGUUUUGAAAAUAAUAUAAAGGGAUCUCAAGAUAGUAAAUAUUUGUGAGUUAAGUUAGUCAACAAGCAUUUAUUAAGCACUGAAGGUGCUAAUAGCCUACUAAGAAUAGGACCCAUAGAGUAAGUUUUUGAAAGCACGAAGCCUAGGAUUAUGCCACAAAGAACUGUAAUCUAUAGCCAAACUAUUGCACAUUCAGAGCACUUAAAUAGAUAUAUUUUUCAUGUGAAUAUUGCAGAAUUAUAUACAUUUUAGAAGAUGAAUCAUUUUUAAGGACUGUUGCAACUAUUUGAUCUAGGUUUUUAGAGCUCCCUUAAGAAUUGAAAUCCUGUGCACUGUAUCAUCUUUCUCCCCCCUAGCCCCAAAUGCUUUUAUUUUUUCCUAAGGUGUAUUUGUUUUUCUUUUUUCUUUUUUUCAAAUGUAUGUAGUCAUGCAUGUUACACAUGCAUCCAUAAUUUGGUUUUGCUACUUUUUUCAGUCAUUUUUUCCCAGGUACUAGUGAAUCUGCAGCAGUCCAUAUAAAUGGCUAUGUUUAUCUAAUGACUACAAAUGUACUUGACAAUUUCCAGUAUAUUUGUUUUGUAAGCAGCCCAGGACUCUCUCUAGUUUUCUUUGCUUUAGGCUGGAUCUUUGCCCCUUGGCUUAAAGUUGCAUCAAUGUGGUGGCCUUGUUAAUGGUAGCAGAUGUGGAGUAAAUUAGAUGAAUGUCUGUUUAGAAAAGAAGGAAGGGAGAUGUUACAGACCUAUUAUGGAAACAAAUCAUAUCCAUCAUUACUUGUGAUGAAUAAAAGAUAUUGAAAACUCAGCAAAGCAAAUUUUUAGAAGUACAUAGAUUUGGGUGGGCAGGAAAAAACUUAAAAGAGAUUAACUUGCCAGUUAUGUAAAAAUAAAACUGUGUAUGGUCCUAUAAAAUAAUCUCAUUGACUGUAAGAAGGACUCAGUCAAGGGAUUAUAAAAAUGUAGCUCACCUGAAAAUUGUUAGAAUUGUGAGAAAUCUGACUGUAGAAUGCCAUUCUAGUUGUUUCAGUAACAUUGUGAGUAUGUGUUUAGUAAGUACUGUUAGUCAACAAUAUUUACUAAGGACCUAUUAUGUGCCUAGGUAUUGUGUUCACCCAUAUGGUUACAAAAAAGGUCAGAGAUAUUUUUUCUUUUUUGAGGAGCUCACAGUCUUAUUGAAAGACAAGUCUGUGUGCAAACAAACUCUGUGUUGGAUAAAUUGGAGAUAAUCAAGAGAAGGAAAGUAUUAGCAUGAAGAGGAAUCAGGAAAGGCUUCUUCCAGAAAGUUCAAUUUUAGCUGGGACUUCAGGAAAGAUAGGAGAUAGAGAGGGAGAGAAUUCCAGUCAUAAGGUAUAGCCAGUGAAAAUUCAUGGAGGAUCUAGUAUGAAGAACAACAAGGAGGCUAGUGUUAUUGGACUUCAGAGCAUUGGGCAUGAGGGAUGGAAUAAGAUAUAAGGUGUAGGAGGUACUAAUUAUGAAGGGUUUUGAUUACCAGAGUAUUUAAUACUUUAUCUCAAAGAUGAUAGGGAGCCACUGGAGUUUAUCCAAUGGAAGGUUAACAUGGUUAGCCCUGCAGUGAGUGGACAAUGACCUGAAGUGUCUAGCUCUAAGAUGAUGAUGGUCUAUACUGGGGUACGGCACAUUGGGUGAUGUUUUUGAAUUUGUGUUCCUACAUUGUGGUCAAUACAAAUAUAGGUACCACAUCAAUGUGAUGUUAGUAGAUUUUUCUUCCUUGUGUCUAUGUGCUAGGGAUUUCACCCAUGCCCCCAAACCUGAUUUAUGACCCCUUCUUUGUCAUUAGGUGUUUUCCAUUAGAUAGAACGUUCCUUUUUCUGAUAUAAUUCUUGCUGUUGCCUGUCUUACAGGAUGUUAUCUCUGAAAUGUAAAAUAAGACUGCUUCAUUAACUGUACAUUUUUGUAUGCUUUUCAUGUAUCCAUAGACUAGUAUGUUAGCUUUCAGCAUUCUAGUAUCAUAUUUCACAGUUGCUUCAUCUGCCACAUGGUAAAUGUUACUGUUCCACAUUUGGCUAUAUCAAAGGAAAUGAAUGUGUAAACAUUUUAAUAGCAUCUUAACAUAAUUUGUUUUUACUGCUAUUUAUUAAGAUGCUACUCUGUCCUAAAGGUUUGUAUUACUUUAUUUUUUUCCCCCAAAGGGCAUUGACUUCAGGAAUGCCAUAUGAUUUCGAGGAAAGUUGCAAACAAAUGUUAUUUUCCACAUUAAACUCUCAGGUUAUAUUGUUGAAAAAUUAGUUUAUUUUUUGCUGUUACUUAAACCUGCUGCUGUAGUAGAAAUAUAGAAGUUUAUAUGUGAUCAUAAAUAAGGGAGAAUGGGAACCUUUUUUGAGUUAGUCAUGAUGGUGAUUUAGUAAGUUCUGUAUGGUUCUCAAUCUAAAAUAUUUACUUCAAAAAGAAUCAAUUUUGGCCUGAUUGAAUAAAAUGCUCCAGAAGUUGCACUGAAAGAAACAAACCAUCAAUAAAUAUAUAAUAUAUGUGUGUAUGUAUAUAUGAGAAUAUAUAGUAUGAUAUUAUAAAUGGAGCAUUUGCAUCAACUUACUAAACUCACAUUGAGAGAAAACUAAGUCCUAUAAUUAAGUCUUAGUCCAACUAAGUCUUGAUAAAGCCAAGUACUGAAGCUAUAAAGAAAAGUAGCUUUCAAGUACUUUGGGAAUUCAUAACUUAGAAACUUGUAAAGGAAUAACACUUUUGUAUUUUAAUGCCUUUAGACGUAUACAAUACAAAUCUUGUGUCUAUCCUUUGACCAGAGGAAUUCUAAGCUUGUAUCAUAACUUGCUUUUAGGUGGGAGAUUUUUGAAAAUAGGAUGUAUAUAUGAUAUUGUAUAUGCAAAUGUGUUUAGUUUCACUUGUAAAGGGGGGGAAAAGGCUUAUUUUCUUUACACUUAAAUAAAUGGUUUUGCAUAUAACCGGCACUGACUGAAAGGCAUGUGUAACUGCAUACACUGUUGCUUUUUUUUGUGAAAUGAAAAUAAAUAUUUAAAUACAAGAA
Molecule: messenger RNA, 9010 nt
Organism: Antechinus flavipes (yellow-footed antechinus)
Lineage: Eukaryota; Metazoa; Chordata; Mammalia; Dasyuromorphia; Dasyuridae
Gene: LNPEP
Product: leucyl and cystinyl aminopeptidase
Exons: 18
Coding region: 61-3138 (1025 amino acids)
Biological process (GO): proteolysis; peptide catabolic process
Cellular component (GO): cytoplasm
Molecular function (GO): peptide binding; zinc ion binding; metalloaminopeptidase activity
Source: RefSeq, a predicted model, not a curated record